Molecule: messenger RNA, 2046 nt
Organism: Drosophila pseudoobscura
Lineage: Eukaryota; Metazoa; Arthropoda; Insecta; Diptera; Drosophilidae
Product: bromodomain-containing protein 4-like
Exons: 2
Coding region: 631-1986 (451 amino acids)
Biological process (GO): chromatin remodeling; regulation of DNA-templated transcription
Cellular component (GO): chromatin; nucleus
Source: RefSeq, a predicted model, not a curated record
UUCGCGAGAAAAACGCAGUAAUCGUCAAGGUCGACAAGUUGCAAAUUUUGGUCCGCGAAGGCUAGAGGGAAGAAUCAAGAAAUGAUUGUUCAAUAAAGAAAAUGCAAUCAAUGCAAAUGUCUCUUUAAGAAGCAGUCUUAUACAGUCUUUCAGUGUUGGAUUCCUCCAAAAUUACAGAAAGUGAGGUCUCUUCAUACUUCCAAUUAGAGUUCUGACUCAUUCUAGUUCUUUAUUUCUUUUACUUACCUUUUUCUUCCUUCGGUUCUUGGUCCUUCUUCUUAUUUUUCGCCAGUAUUAGUACUUUUUGGUUCGAACUUUAUUAACACUCAGCGCUUCAGCAACUUCCAGGGAUGCACUUCAGAACAUCGAUGCCUUUGUAUCGAUUCCGUAAAAGUCAUCCCUGAAAAAAUGCUUGUCAUAAAGAAAAAAGCACAUGAAGAAAACGAUUCAGAUCCUACAUAUGAGGCUGAGAUUUAAUUAAUUUUUUAGUUCAAUAAAAAAGGGAAAGAAAAUACUUGUAAGUACACUAUUGUCGAGCCUUUCAGUCAUUUGUUUCAGCUUAAUUCCCAGCCAGAAGCGAGCAGCUGGUGAAACAAAUUCAAAAAAAAGAGAAGAGAGAUAAUACAUAAAAUGAAUGACAAGCAAAACGAUGACUUUGAGCGCGCUCUGGCGGUGCUCACAAGCCAGGUCGACGUGUCGAUGGUUCCGCCACGGAGUGAGCCCAAGGUCGAGCCGGUGAAUGGGAUCGUGCAGCCGGCGGUGAUGCCGCCGCCCCAUCGCAAGGGAAGGAACACCAAUCUGCUGUUGAAGCUAAGGACCGCGGUGAACGUGAUGUUGCGCGACAAGUCCUCCGUCCACUUUCGACAUCCCGUGAACGCCGUGAAGCAAGGCAUAUAUGACUACCACGAAAAGAUCCAUAGGCCCAUGGAUCUGAACACCAUCAAGAAGCGGCUGGAGUACUCGUACUACUGGUGGGGGGCGGAUCUUCUGGAAGACAUCAGAUUAAUUUUCGAUAACUGCAAGACCUACAACAGUCCGGAUUCGCCCGUCUUCCGGGACGCCGUCACCCUGUGCGAGCUAUUCUGGUUGCGCAUGGAGAAGCUGCAACCGGAACUGCAUACCGAGAUAAAGGUGGAACCCAAGCCGAAGCGCCAGCUAAAGGCUGCCUGUCGAAAGCCUCCGGUUGCAAGGGUCCCGGUCCAGACCGUGAUUAAGGUGGAACCGAAGCCCGAGGAGCCGCAAAGGGCUGCCAGUGCAAGGCCUCCUCCGCCAGUGCAAUUGCAGGAAAUUCCAUGUCCGGUGCGGCCAGUCCAGGCCAAUCGGCCAGGUCCGUGUCGGCCAUCGCGGGCACAGAUCAGGUCCGUCGCAGCUUCCCAUCGUGGCCGUGGUCGCCCUCCGAUUCAGCGAGCCGUGGUUACAGCCAAGCCUGCGAGAUUUUAUGCUAAGCCGGAAACUAUAGCCGUUCUUCCAAACAAAAAAACUGUUAAAAAUUGCGGAAUCACAAUGAAAGUUGAACCGAUUGACGAAAUGCCAAAGCGACAGGGAUUGGGGGUUGACCUGACUCCUUUAGAUCACGAGAUCGAGCGCCGCCACAGCCAGAGCUUGCUCCGGUUUCUCCGUGCGAAGCGGGACUCUUGGCCAUUCAACGACUCGCAGUAUUGGGCAAAGUUUGGAGAAGAUCCAGACUAUGACCACGACGAAGAGCGCCUUGAUUGGGGCAUUUUGGAGACGCUGGUGUCGGGGAAGCAGUUCGAGGGCUUCGACUGGUUCCUGAGCAAGAUUCACCGGAUGCUGGAGAACGCAAUGUCUUGCUUUGUCUUCAACCCGUCGGUCCGCACAUCGACCCAAAGGAUCCACGCAACUGUUGACAAGGUGAUACCCCAAUAUAUGGAACGGAUGACUGGCGCAAAGGAGAGGGCUCAUGAGGGGGUGCGUGCGAAACUUGAAACCAUGACCCCAUUUCAAAAAGCUAACCUCUUCAAAUAAUAACCAAAUUAUGCUUUGAUUGUUCAUCACGUUAACAAAUAUUCAAGUGCAGAAAAACAA